AACCAAACGAGCAAGAUGGGCCGAAUGGCCUCCUCUCGUUUGUAAACUUUCUUAUGUUCUUGGGUGUAAUGAAUGUUCUUGUUAUGGAGACUCAUUUUAUUUCAGGUGACCUAGAAGUCUUUAUUAAAAAAAAAAAAAAAAAAAAAAUGAAAUUCAAUAGUUUGACAGCAUAUAAAGUGUCCUAUGAAUGAUCCAAACCCCUGGAUUAGUUAAAGGCUGUGAAACAUGACAUUAGAUGAAUAGCAUUGCUGCUAUUUUUACCAGGGCUGUGAUCCCUGUAGUAUACUCUACAUUGAAAAGGAUAUGAAGCAUGAAAAGCCCCAGUCCCUUUGUUGUGAGUAGCUCUCUGUUUGUAUUGGUAUUUCGGUUCCUCUUUAGACAUGGCAAAGAAAAGCAAGCCCUCGGAGCUGGUGGUGUCCUGUGAGUGGGCGUCCUGCUCCUUCAAAGGGAAGAGCAUGGAGGAGCUGUGUGACCACACCGCCCUGCACCUCAAAGAACACCUGGGGGAUGGGGAGGCCCUGGAGGAGCUAGAUGAUUACUCCUGUCUGUGGAAUGGCUGUGAGUUCAUUGCGAUCGGAAGUCCCAGAGAGCUGGUCGUCCAUGUGAACUUCCAUACCUUCCACGCCAAGCUGAAGUGCAUCGGAUCCCAGCUGCUGCUGUCCCACCCGGAGCUGAGACCCUGCUCCCAGGACCUGCACAGCAAGAACCUAGUGCCGGAGCUGUCGGGGGCGUUCGAGUGUCAGUGGGAACACUGCGAUAGUACUUUUAACAACCCUGAGUGGUUCUACCGGCACGUGGACAUGCACGCUCAGUGCACGGAGAAGGAGCCCCUCCCGAACAGACAGGACGCCCUCGUCUGCUGCUGGAGAGGUUGCGACGCCACCUUCAGGAUCAAGUACCGCCUGCGGGAGCACCUGAGGAGCCACACCCAGGAGAGGGUGGUGGCCUGCCCCACCUGCGGCUGCAUGUUCGCCAGCAACACCAAGUUCUUCGACCACAUCCAGAGGCAGUGCGUGAGCGAGGAGUCGUUGGUGUGUGAGCACUGUGACAAGCCGUUUGCCAAUGAGAGGCUGCUGCGAGAUCACGUUCGCCAGCAUGUUAACCACAUUAAGUGCCCUCUGUGUGACAUGACCUGCACCACCCUUGCCUCUCUGAGAACGCACAUCAAGUUUCGACACUGCGACGAGCGCCCGUUUCAAUGUGAUUUCUGUGAAAGCAGUUUUAAAAACCCCCACGACCUCCGUAAGCACACAGAGACCCACAACGAAGGAGCCGCCUAUCACUGCGACGUGGAGGGAUGCACGUACUCCUCCCGCAUGGCGCACAGCAUGAGCCAGCAUUACAAGAGAGUUCAUGAGGGGGACAUGGUGGCAAAAUACAAGUGUCACCUCUGUGACAAGUGCUUCUCCUGGUGCUACACGCUCACUCUUCACCUCCGGAAGAAGCACCAGCUCAAGUGGCCAUCGGGACACUCUCGAUUCAGGUACAAGGAGGAUGAGGACGGCUACCUGCGUCUCAACAUGGUGCGCUACGAGACGGUGGAGGUGACGGAGCAGAUCAUGAAGAACAUGGUGAGGAAGAGGACGCCCAGGAAGCUGUGGAGCAGCCAGCCCCGGAGGAGCGGCCCUGCAGCCGGUGGGGAGAGCUCCCAGAGCAGCGGCAUGGAGACGGAGCCCCAGCCUGUGUGCUGUGCACUCAGCAACGUCACGCAGGAGCAGGGGCAGGAGCUGCACACUCACAGCAUGGAGCCGGAGCCCCAGCCUGUGUGCUGUGCACUCAGCAACGUCACGCAGGAGCAGGGGCAGGAGCUGCACACUCACAGCAUGGAGCCGGAGCCCCAGCCUGUGUACUGUGCACUCAGCAACGUCACGCAGGAGCAGGGGCAGGGGCUGCACACGCACAGCAUGGAGCCAGAGCCCCAGCCUGUGUACUGUGCACUCAGCAACGUCACGCAGGGGCAGGAGCUGCACACACACAGCUCGGGGGCUGUGGAGGCGCUCACUGAAGUAGCCAGGGGCCUGGGAAUCCAGAUUGUUUGAUUGUCUUUCUGUUUGUUAGAUAAUAGAACAUGGAGUUCAUUACAAGUUCCACUCGAAAUGCAGUGCACUAAGAAACAGAUUACAAGGAUGGAAAUAAGACUCCUGUUGCACAGCAGUGUGAUCCAUUCCUGGUGUUACUAGGAGUUUAAUAAGACA
Polyodon spathula (Mississippi paddlefish) is the source of this 2195-nucleotide messenger RNA. RefSeq names its product zgc:112083. Gene Ontology annotation, biological process: regulation of transcription by RNA polymerase II; anatomical structure development. Lineage: Eukaryota; Metazoa; Chordata; Actinopteri; Acipenseriformes; Polyodontidae. Bases 381 to 2039 code for a protein of 552 amino acids. The transcript is spliced from 9 exons. The record is from RefSeq and is a predicted model, not a curated record. Gene Ontology annotation, molecular function: RNA polymerase II cis-regulatory region sequence-specific DNA binding; DNA-binding transcription factor activity, RNA polymerase II-specific.